AACUCACAUUAAUUAUUUGUAACAAAUCCGAGGUCUUUAGAGAUAAAUAAUUUUUCAAUUUAUUUUCUAUUGUUUAAUUUGAUGAGUCCUCUAACAUAUUAAACAUAUUCCAUAAGUUUUUCUAUUAAUUCAAUAUUUAUUUUAAACUUUAACAAUUAAAUUGCGGGUUUAUCGCAUCUGGAAGUUUGUUAAAAAUCGAUCGAUAAAAUCAGUAGUCUUCAGCAAGAAUAUGAGUUCUAUCUCGAAUGUUGAGAAUCUCUCCCCGCAGACGAUACGCCAGGUCAUGAAGGAAAUGCGUUCGUUAAUCGACAGUCCGCUAGAGGGCAUCAAAAUUCAAAUAAAUGACUCGGAUGUAACGGACAUUCAAGCUUUUAUUGAAGGCCCAUCUGGAACACCAUACAGUAGUGGAGCAUUUCGUGUUAAAUUAACAUUGGGAAAAGACUUUCCACAAACGCCACCGAAAGCAUUUUUUUUGACAAAGAUUUUCCAUCCGAAUGUCGCCUCAAAUGGAGAGAUUUGCGUCAACACAUUGAAGAAAGACUGGAAACCAGAUUUGGGCAUUAAACAUAUUCUGCUUACCAUCAAAUGCCUUUUAAUUGUUCCAAAUGCCGAAUCAGCCUUGAAUGAGGAAGCUGGUAAAAUGUUGCUGGAACGAUAUGAUGAUUACUCGCAAAGGGCGAAAAUGAUGACGGAAAUUCAUGCCCAGCCUCCAAAAACAACAGACGCCAAAGACGAUGACGGCCCUUCCUCCAAAAAGCAUGCUGUCGACAAAAAACUCCAAGAUAAGAAAAAAGAAAAGCUCAUAAAGGAAAAGAAACGCAUCCUCAAGCGAUUAUGAGGCGCACAAAACUAAUUUUAAUUACAAACAAACAAAAACAAAACAAAAAAUCGGGCGCAUUUCAUUGCCAACAUGAUAUAAUAUGAUUUAAUGAUCUAAUAACAAAUUUUAUUUUAUUAAUUAUAAAUAUUUAUUCACUUUCAUUAUCCACAACCAAACGCAAUUCCUAUCACAGUUUAAAAAAACCAAACCAAAAAACAAAAAAAAAAAAAAAUAAAAACAAUUGCAAAAAAUAUAAGAACUAAAAACAAAGAAGAAAACAAACAAAAAUGCACUUACAGAGAAGAGAAAUAGAGAAAAAAACAAGAGAGUAUUUAAGCGACGAUGACCAGCAGAUGUUAAAAACCAGCACACAUCACAUUUUUAAGUUUUAUUAUUCGUGUGCGCGAAUGUGUGCUGGAUUUCUAAGGCAACUGGUUGAUCAUCAUAAUCAUCACCAACAACACAAAUAAACAACAAUUACUGCUCAAUAGUUAUUCAAGUCGCUCUAUCUCGAUGCCAGGAGCAUCAUU
Episyrphus balteatus (marmalade hoverfly) is the source of this 1350-nucleotide messenger RNA. RefSeq names its product ubiquitin-conjugating enzyme E2 S. NCBI's taxonomy places the organism in Eukaryota, Metazoa, Arthropoda, Insecta, Diptera, Syrphidae. Bases 230 to 838 code for a protein of 202 amino acids. The transcript has 4 exons. The record is from RefSeq and is a predicted model, not a curated record.